CGGCGGUAAAAAAAUACUUCACAAUUUUUCAAGUCAAAUUUGCCUGAAAAUUGAGGACAAUUUGUUUCUAGUCAACUUUUGAAGUGAAAUUGCAUUCUGAUUUGGGCAGUAAAUUUAUGUCAAAUUUAAUAGCAAGUGGCAUACAAUUAUCGUAAAAAAUGGAAAAGACCAAAGUUGUCGGAAAUUUGACGAAAAAUUCAAGGAAACUUUUGUAAAGUAAACUUUUGCCAAAUAAACUGUGCUAUCAGGCUUUGACCCAAGCUGCCAAGUCUAAUUAAUUAUUUGAAUUAAUAUUAAUAGCAAUAACAAUUUUUGCACGAGUUAUUUUGUUCAAUGCAAUUAUAGUUUCAAAAGUUGCUUGAAAUUGUUUGUUAAAAAAAAAAAUUAAAGGAUUUUUGAUUGACGAUGGCCGAUUUUUCUUUAAGCAGCGAUGGCUUUGAUCUCGAAGAUACUUCAAAUUUUCGACAAUCGGUCCCAAUUGGGACUAAUGGCUUACCGCAUUUAAAUGAAAAACAAAGUCAAAGCAAAUCAACCAAGGAAACAGACAAGAGCGAUAAUGUUCCUGAGCCUGAUAUAAGUACAUCCAGAAUGGACUCAUUUGCUUUAAAAAGUGCAUUGUUUUUAAAAAUUACUCCUACAGAAUUAGAAAAGUACUUAUGUACAAAUUAUAGUACGAAAAUGAUUCUACAGGUUUGCAAAGAAAAAGUUUUAACCAAUCAACAGAGUGAUGCGGUAGUGGAUGUAAUCGUAAAUCAAUUACUUUUGAUUCACAAUAAAUGGGAACAUUCCCAUUUUGCAACACUGACUGAAAAUAUAACUAAAAUUUUCACUCAGGAAACUCCAUUAACUUAUUUCACCGCUCCCAUAAAAAAACAAGAUUCCAAAACGGGACAAUCGAUUCCCCCUAAGGGUAAAUUCUCUGAUAAAUUUAAAAAUAUUUUAAGUGCAAGUCGAAAACUUACUGGAUUAAUUAAAAAACGAAAGGGGUCGUCAUUAAAUUCAUCGGAAAAAGUUCCAAGAUUUACAGAUCAAUCCAUUGAUAUUCAGAGAAGCGUUAAAUGGUUAUCAGAAAAUGAUAGUCCAGAAGAUGAACUUUUGGUUCACUGGGAUGCAACAUCGAAAUACCGUAAUAAAUGGAUAAUGGGCAAUAACUUCUCUCCGCUGAGUCAUAUUUUUACUCAAUGGCCACAAUUAACAGAUGAAAAAUUAGCACCAAGACUCGUCGAUAUUGACUUUGCAAAUUUGUAUGAUUGUACUCAAUUAGAUAGUAAAAAAUGGUUUAACUUCGUUGAAACAAUUUUGAAAUACCAUCCACCAAUAUGUGACAAUGGGAAAACGUUACGAGACUCAAGUAAAUUAGAGAGUAUUUCUGAAAAUUUACGUGUCAUUUCUCAAUUACUAUUGCUACCUAAUCUCGUCGCUCCAAAAAAUAGAUACAAGAAUGACAAUCCUAGCUUAAAUAAUAAGAGAUGUACUGUGACUGGAGCUAAAGACAGCCUGGUGGUCCUCGUUAAAGAUGCUAGCGAAUUAGAAAAAAAACAAGAGGAAAUUAAAAAGUUAUCCAAAAAUCAACCUGUUCAACCUCACAUUGUUGCUAUUGGAUCUAUUUCUCCGGGAAAGAUAACCGAAAUCUACGUUUCCGUUGACAGUUAUUUUUAUUCAGUUUCAUCGGCAAUAGAAGCAAUAGAUAUUUGUUUCAAACUUUUUCACAUACUAAAUGCUGAGUAUCCACCUCCAAGUUUACACAUCUGGACACUUAUCCAGGAAGGAAUAUAUCACCUUGAAAUUCCCAAUGCCGCCCGAAUCCCGUACAUUGAAAAACUACUGAAUCUAUUGAAGAAGAGCUCAAUUCUUAAUAGAGAUCAGAGACAAGACGACACUUAAAAUGGUGAUGUU
This is a messenger RNA of Microplitis demolitor, 1896 nucleotides long. RefSeq lists its product as uncharacterized. The record is from RefSeq and is a predicted model, not a curated record. The transcript has 8 exons. The coding region runs from base 406 to 1884 and encodes 492 amino acids. Lineage: Eukaryota; Metazoa; Arthropoda; Insecta; Hymenoptera; Braconidae.